Topomyia yanbarensis is the source of this 3281-nucleotide messenger RNA. RefSeq lists its product as uncharacterized. Gene Ontology annotation, molecular function: zinc ion binding. Lineage: Eukaryota; Metazoa; Arthropoda; Insecta; Diptera; Culicidae. Gene Ontology annotation, cellular component: nucleus. The coding region runs from base 116 to 2818 and encodes 900 amino acids. The transcript has 9 exons. The record is from RefSeq and is a predicted model, not a curated record.
UGAUUUCAGCUGUCGAAAUAUUCAAUUUUGCGUGUUUGGAAUUCGAUUCUUGUUGUUUUUGCUUAUUAAUGGCUGUUCGGUCGUAGAGUAACGCAUUGCACGAUCAAAACAUCCGAUGGACAUCAUCCCGGUUCGACAGUGUCGACUGUGUCUACACUAUGUGGAGGAAUCAGAUGGGACAGAAUGUCCUGCUGCUACCCACACCCAGGAGGACACUAAAAACCAUUCCCUCAUUGCUAAGAUUCGCGAAUGUUUAGGUGUAUCGGCUCCACCGGAUGGUAGCCUGUUUAUUUGCCGGAACUGCACAGUAACCGUCGAUAUGAUUGAUGAAUUCCGAACCCUUUGCCAACAGGCAGCUGAAAUAUACAACUUGGUUCCGAUACUAUCAGUAGAAGACGCCAAAUGUAUGCAGUAUUACAACAGUGUAAAUGAAUUACACAAGUUCAUACGAGAGAAACGAAACGCAGUCAGCGAAGUCGUUGCAGGCAGGGAACCGGAAUUCAUAGACGUUACGUUGGACGAGUUCCCCAUAAAACAAGAACCAGAAAUUGACGAUGAAAAGCUCCAGUCGGAACUGCUCGAGGAUGAGGUCGCAGAUGAUCAUGUCGUUGUGUAUAAAAUGGAAAACGUCUCGGAAUCGGAAGAAGACGAUGUUGAAGAUUAUGAGAUGAACGAUUGCGAUUCAUCGCCAACCCCUUCCCGAGUAAAACGACGGAAAGCUCGUGAAAGGCGGGCAGAAACUGAAAGCCGUGAGCUUGGUAGGACUAAAAAUGGACUGGUGGAGGGCAAGCGACUGAUAUCUCUUCCACUUAAACUCGCCAUUGCACAAGAAGUAAGAAAGCAUCCACAACUGUGGGACAUUUCGAUAGCGAGCUCUGCUCAAAUUAUCGACGAGACGUGGGCUAAAUUGGCGCAAAAAUUUGAAACAGAUUUGCCAACCUUCCGCUUCUACUGGCGUCGUAUGAAAGACAAUUAUCGUAUAUUGCAGAAAAGAAAGAAAAAAAUUACCGGGGAUUCAACUUAUGCGCGAUUGAUUUCAGUAUUGACAGAGAUCUACGAUGGCGGCAAGAAACAGAUCAUAUCGGAGGAAGGCGUGAAUGCUAAGGUUAUAGCUAAAGACGGAGGAGAUCCGUUCAGAAACGAUAAGAGAAAAUUAAUUCUACUCCAAACAGUGUACAACUUUCCAGUUAUAUGGAACAGCAAACAUCUAGAUCAUUAUAAUCAAGAUGUGCGAGAUCACGUCUGGGAUCAGAUCGCGGCUGAUUUGGGCGUAGCGCCGAGCAAAGCUAAAGAAUGUUGGAAGGGUUUGCGAGUAUUUAAGAAACGUUUGCAGCGGCUAACCAGGGGACAGUUACAGCAGAAAUAUCCUCUUAUAACCGAUGCUUUGUAUAAAAUGUUAACUGAAAUAUUUGGUACGGUAAUGGAGGAAGCGGAGGAAACCGAUGCUGUGAAAACGAGUGAAUUGCUUGAAGAAUUCAAAGUUUUCGAAAAUGACAGAAAGCUGGAACUUGCACAAAUUUGUUUUGAUUAUGAGAUUAUUUGGAACACUCGCCAUCCUGAUCACAGUUCAUCCAAAAUGAAGGACGCUACUUGGGACGAAAUUGCUGGAAAAAUGAAUAUUUCGCGGGCUGAGGCAAAAUAUCAGUGGAUUCGUCUGCGAGGAGUAUACCGUGCACGGUACUUGCGCUUAUUGGAAGGGUUAAGCAGUACUGAGGACAAAGUUUGUUCAGAACCUUUGUAUCAAUUGCUGGAGAAAAUGCUUAGCGGGAAUAUGAAAAUUGGAAAGUCGAGUGGAGUAAGCGAACGACGGUCGAAUCUAUUUUUGAACAAUGUGGAGCUAAGGAUUAGAUUACUCGAAGAAAUAUCGAAACAUGAGAAUCUUUGGAACACGAAUCAUCCUGAUUUCCGCAACAAAAGAAGUCGCGAAUCUAACUGGAAGAAAAUUGCCGCCGAGUUCGACGUUAAGCCAUUAGCUGUGAAAUCCGAAUGGAUACGACUUAAAGAAAUGCAUUCCUCAGCGGUUUCCGACGUGUCUUGCAGCGAUCAAAAUAUGUCCACUGACGAACGAUUGCACACGUUGCUGAAUCAAUUAUUGCCGACUACCGAGAAAAAAGCCCCGAAAGAAAUUCUAAAAGAAAUUGACGGCAAACCGAGAAAAGAUCUCAUGAGGGAAGGACCCAAACGCCGGUUCCGAGGAAUGACAACUUAUGAUAGCACAGGUUGCGUGCAAAUUGCGGAUGGCAAAGGAACGAUGCGUCAUUAUAAAAUUUGCGAACUUUGUGGAAAGCCAGUCGAACGGUCCUUGUUCGAGUACCACAUGAAUCAACAUAACGGAUUGAAGCCCUACGCGUGUUCCUUCGUCGGCUGUGACAGACAAUAUAGCAACAAAAUUACCCGAAACCGUCAUGAAGUGAUAGAUCACGGAGAGGAUGGUUUUAAAUUUGAUUGUAGUGAGUGUGGAGCAAAAUUCAAGCAACGGUCCAGGUUUGAGCUUCACUAUGCGUUGAAGCAUAAAAGCCAAGAGUUGCCGUGUGAUUUGUGUGGAAAGCUGUUCAAACAUCGCAAGCUUCUACAAAAACAUAAAGUCCUUCAUACGAGUCAUCACACCUGUAAAGUGUGCGGAAAGAUCCUUCAAAAGAAGUGGACUUUACAUGUACACAUGCGUGUUCAUACCAAGGAAAAGCCUUAUCCGUGCGAGCUGUGCGAUCAACGGUUCAUGCUGAAGGUCCAAAUGAAAACACACCUACUUAAAGUUCAUGGCGUUCUGUUGCAAGAUCUUGAAGCCAUGAAAGCUAGUGCAGCAAUAUCAAAUGAUUAAAGUAGUUUUACAAUUGUUUUAAUAAAUAUACUGAACGUGAUGAAUUUAGCACCACUUGCACCUGAUAUAAUCAACCGGACCAAAACGUUGCAUAACGCAGGGCUGAUUUUUGGAACAACACGUGUUUUCAUUCAGAGAUUCAGCCCUUCGUUAUUCAAAUUCGCGAUAUUAUGACAGAUCGGUUAAGCGCGGUGUUUCAUGGAGCGCGGCCGUUCUUUUCAAACGGGAAAGCUUGCGUGGUAUUUUAGGUAAAUGCGCUAAUAGUUCGUGUGUGAUUUUUUCUUGCCGAUAGUGAACCAGGGUUUGCAAGGCAAACAACAAAAAACAGCACUGCAAUCAUCCGUACAAGGCGGCAAUCGAAGCGGCAAUUGCGUCAGCAUACACAGCAGAAAAAGUUUCAGUCAGGAAAUAAGAGAGUGUAAUACAUCCGGACAAUUGUUCGGAUUAACCGUAAGUACACUGG